Molecule: messenger RNA, 2004 nt
Organism: Echinops telfairi (small Madagascar hedgehog)
Lineage: Eukaryota; Metazoa; Chordata; Mammalia; Afrosoricida; Tenrecidae
Product: adenylate cyclase type 10-like
Exons: 15
Coding region: 1-2004 (667 amino acids)
Biological process (GO): cyclic nucleotide biosynthetic process; intracellular signal transduction
Cellular component (GO): cytoplasm
Molecular function (GO): adenylate cyclase activity
Source: RefSeq, a predicted model, not a curated record
AUGGACAGAUUCAGCCUCACAUGCAAGUCGGAGCAUGACAUGGACAAACUGGCCCACAUCUUCAGUUAUUACAUUAGUGACAUCGUGGAGCAUGUGCUCUGUUUUGGAGGGGAUAUCCUAAAUAUCACAGGGAAUGUGCUCCUGGCGCUCUGGACCGUGAAACAGAACCAACUGAGUGACAUCAUUACCCUGGUGGCAAAGUGCAGCUUGGAAAUACAGGAGAAGUUUGGAAUUUACCAUACCAGAGAAGGCCAGGACCUACAGCUAAAGAUAGGCUUGUCUGCAGGUCGGAUUUCGCAGGUUAUUAUUGGAGACGAGCAGCGGCAGUUCCUCUUGGUCAUUGGGCGGGAUGUAGACGACGUACAGUUAGCUCAGCGUUUGGCGCAGGCAAAUGAGAUUGUCUUGUCUUGGAACUGCUGGGAAUUAUGUGAAAAAUACAUGUUUGAAGUGGAAAUCAUGAGGGACGAUGAAGCUGUGAAGCUGAGGGAUAUGCGCAUCAUUGACCCAUUUGAUUUUGAUGAGCAUUUUGACAAGUGUCUGGAUUAUCUGCCACAUUACCGCACAAGUGCUGACACUCUCAGAACUGCCCUGGAAUUGGAUCCAGAUUCUGCGCUAGAGCAAACCCUCCGGAAGCACAUCAUGAAAAACCUUCUGAAGAAGAUUGAUGAAGGCCAACCUGUGGAGUAUCUGUCCGAAUUCCGUACUGUGACUAUGGUUUUGGUCAGCUUAGAGCUCCACAAGACAGCGUGGAAGGUGCACUUGUGCCACCUUAUCCAGAAAGCGGCCUUAUACAUCUCCACAGCCAUUGAGAAAGGGGGUGGCCAGCUGAGCCGGAUCUUUAUGUUUGAGAAAGGCUGCAUGUUCCUCUGUGUUUUCGGCCUUCCUGGAGACAAGAAGCAAAAUGAGUGUGCCCAUGCUCUGGAGAGCUCUUUCAGCAUCUUCAGCUUCUGCUGGGAGAAUCUUGCAGAGACCAAGCUUGUUUCCAUCAGUGUCACCAAUGGACCAGUAUUCUGUGGUGUUGUUGGGGCAGUAGCACGGCAUGAAUACACAGUUAUUGGCCCCAAAGUAAGCCUAGUGGCCAGAAUGAUAGCUGCUUACCCAGGGAUGGUGUCCUGUGAUGAGGUCACAUACCUAAGAUCCACGCUGCCUGCUUACAACUUCAAGAAACUCCCAGAGAAGAUGAUGAAACACAUCUCCAGCCCGGGGAAGAUGUAUGCAUACCUUGGCCAUAGAAGAUGUGUAAUGUUUGGGAAGAGACAUUUAGCCAGAAAGAGAAAUCAAAAUCAGCCUUUAUUAGACCGGGAGAAAGAACUAGAAGCCUUCCAAAUGGCACGGCAGGGGUGUUUGCGCCACACGAUGGGAAGAGCGGCUUUGUACGAAGGUGCAAAGGGCUGUGGGAAAAGCCGGCUGUUGGCGGAAAUAAACUCCCUAGCCCAGAAGGACGGACACAGGGCUUUGCCACUGAUGCUGAAGGAAGCAGAUUCCAGUCAACGCUUCUACGCCAUCCAGACUCUCAUGGCCAUCUUCUUUGAGGUUGAUGUGUGUCCGUCCUACUACCGCCAACAGUGUCUCCAGAGACAGCUCCGUGGCAUGGUGGAGGAACCGCUUCACUGCCUUUUCAACGACCUCUUCUUUGUGAAGUUUCCCUUAUCCUACAAAGUUUCUCACAUGGAUGACCGGACAAGACAAAAGGAGGUUGAAGUUUGCUUUGUUCAAGUGCUUCAGAAGGCAGUGAGGGAAACACCCCUGAUUUUCCUCAUCGAUGAGGCUCAGUAUAUGGACGCCGCUUCCUGGGAGUUCCUGGGUACCUUGCUCGCCAGCGUGCCCAUCAUCAUGGUGAUGACGUUGUCCCCCACCUGCACCCCGUGUGGCUGGGCCCAGCGCUUCCUGCAGUGUCCUCAGGCUACCCUUGUGCCUAUUUCGAUGUUGGCAGCAACCUCGCUAUUCAGAAUGGCAUGUUGGGAACUGGGGGUGGUGAGCAUCCCCCAAGAGUUGCAGAUGUGA